AAAGUCUCUCUCUCGUUAUAAUAUAACAGGCUGAUUACGAUUUUGUGGCUCAUAAGUAUCGUAAUCUUCGAAGGUAUAACAGUUUACACGAAAGAAAAUAUGAUGUUACUAAUCACUCUAGUUGUCAUCACUCAAUCGUUUGGCAUACAGGGAGCCAUAGAUGUCGUUUUCGAGGACACCGAUUGUCCCUUCUACGAUAAGGAAUAUUUCUUAGAACCUGAAGCUUUUGUAAAUGAUCAGAAUGCAUUGUUUUCAAACAUCACGAUAAUUAAACGACUUCCGAUAGAAACUGAAGCACGUUUCACAAUACUAGGAGCAUCAAUGGGAGAAUAUGUUGUGAGUACUGGAAUUGACCAAACGGUGGACUUGUGUGAUUUAAUAGAGGACCCUAUUUUGGCAGGUCCUUUUCUUAGUGCAAUUGGAUUUUCUGAAGACCACUGUCCACCGGAAAUUGGUCAUUAUGGAACCGAAGGUUAUAUAUUUACAACAGAAACAUUACCAGAUACAGCGCAAGCUGGUCAAUACAUGCUGAAUAUGACUCUAUCAUAUGAGGAGAAAAUAUUAUUACUAUGCCAAACAUUCACCAAAGUUAGUUAAAACGUAAAGUUAUUUUUUGGACAGGCACUAUUAUGAUAAUUACUUAUUUUUCGUUGUGUAAUCAUGGAUUCUAAUAAAAAUAACUACUCUAAUAGCU
Messenger RNA from Microplitis mediator, 694 nucleotides. RefSeq lists its product as uncharacterized. The record is from RefSeq and is a predicted model, not a curated record. The transcript is spliced from 4 exons. The coding region runs from base 100 to 597 and encodes 165 amino acids. NCBI's taxonomy places the organism in Eukaryota, Metazoa, Arthropoda, Insecta, Hymenoptera, Braconidae.